Messenger RNA from Symbiodinium natans, 1548 nucleotides. The record is from the annotation of a GenBank genome assembly. Lineage: Eukaryota; Dinophyceae; Suessiales; Symbiodiniaceae.
AUGGGUUUCUUGGAAACCGUAAUCCUGUCCGCGCUGCAUGCCUCGCUGCUGUGCCCUGUAUGUUCGAGCGCUACGAUUGCACUGCUCGACCACGAGGAGGAAAAGCGGCGCCAGCGGUGGGCAGACUUCGUCUUCGUUCCUGCAAACUUGGAUGCCGGCUCAGCGUCUCCUCCGCAGAGUUUGGAAGCUUGUCGUGGACUCGAUCUUCAAUCCGAGCUUGGGCCCGCAGCAUGGCUUCGAAACGUGAACUGGGAAGUGGUGCUUCGAAACGUGAACUGGGAAGUGGUGCGUUUGGUGCAUGUCACACUGCACGAGGAGGACAAAUCGUACGCCGCUCAAGCUACGAAGAGCCAGCUGCUAAAGCAUCGCAGCCAGCUGUUGCAUGGCUGCUGUGCUGCUACGAGCACUGCUCGACCACGAGGAGGAAAAGCGGCGCCAGCGGUGGGCAGACUUCGUCUUCGUUCCUGCAAACUUGGAUCAGCGUCUCCUCCGCAGAGUUUGGAAGCUUGUCGUGGACUCGAUCUUCAAUCCGAGCUUGGGCCCGCAGCAAUGGCUUCGAAACGUGAACUGGGAAGUGGUGCGUUUGGUGAUGUCACACUGCACGAGGAGGACGGGAAAUCGUACGCCCUCAAGACGAUUUCCCACCAGCUGCUAAAGCACCGCCAGCUUGAGGCCGCUGCACAGGUGGAGCGCGAAGCCCUCGAAAUAUGCCAAGGACAUCCGUGCAUUGUCCGGUUCUACGGACAUGUGGAGUCUGUGGCAAACACAGUUCUUGUGAUGGAAGUGUUGCAAGACCUCGUGGGUGUGUAUACUUCUGCCAGCCUUUGGGGCAACCCGGCGGUGGUUCGCGAACACGUGGCGUGUGUGGCGGAGGCGCUCUCCUACAUGCACUCCAAGCAGAUCAUGCAUAGAGAUGUGAAGCCCAAGAACAUGUUGUUGGACGCCCGUGGCUGCUGCAAGCUGUGUGAUUUUGGAUCCGCGAAGCUUUGCAGUGGCCGUGCUUAUAGUUUUGUGGGCACAGCGGAGUACAUGGCCCCCGAGAUGGUAAGGAAGACCGGCCACACUGCUGCUGUGGACUGGUGGGGUUUGGGCUGCGUCCUGUUCGAGCUGCUGUCCGGCCAAGGACUUUUUUCUGGAAGGCGAGACGAGGUGUUUAGUUCCAUCGACCGGGGAGUUAGCGAGACGGCCUUUGCAGACUUGGCCUUUGAGAGUGCUUCCGAGCUUGUCCAAGGCCUUUGUGCCCAAAUGCCGCACUUACGUCUACCGAUGAUGAACGGUGGCAUCGACAACAUCAAGACACAAUCAUGGUAUGCAGACUUCCUGUGGCCGAACUUUGUGGUUGAGAAAGUGCAGCUCGGAAUGCUUAUAUGCCUGCACCAGACAGCACUGCCAACGCUCUUGGUGACCUCUCGUGAGAGCCGCAUCCCGCCGCAAGCAUCAAGCUCAAGCUCGCAAGCUUCAUGCAACGCCAGUGCAUCCAGUGCCGGUAGUGCCGGCAGGACAAAGGCGCAGGCCAAGUUCUUGGAGCGUGUGCUCAAGAAAGCUUGA